Myzus persicae (green peach aphid) is the source of this 1616-nucleotide messenger RNA. Its product is annotated as early nodulin-75-like. The record is from RefSeq and is a predicted model, not a curated record. The transcript has a single exon. The coding region runs from base 144 to 1418 and encodes 424 amino acids. NCBI's taxonomy places the organism in Eukaryota, Metazoa, Arthropoda, Insecta, Hemiptera, Aphididae.
ACACGUCACAGUCAUCGUCCGUCCGCCGGCGCGACAACUGCUCAUGCGCGUUCCGACAGAGUUCAAUAACAAUAAUAAGUGUGCAUAAUAUAGUCAUAGUGUUCGAAUUUCAUCGAGUCAAAGCGACACUCGAAGCGCGUGAAAUGGCGAUCGCGUUGUCGUCGUCUCGGCUGUUGUUGUCCUUGUUGUGCGCCGCGAGUUGUUGCGUGCUGUCGUCGACUGCGGAACGUUUGCACAAGCGCCGCGUUGUAGACUUUGCCGGAUUUUCUUCUGCCGGUCACCAGCAACAGGGAUACGACUUCGGUGCCGGUCACGACCAGCAACAGGAAUACGACUCCGGCGCCGGUCACGACCAGCAACAGGAAUACGACUCCCAUGCUGGCCACAACCAGCAACAGGGAUACGACUUCGGCGCUGGCCACGACCAGCAACAGGGAUACGACUUCGGCGCUGGUCACAAACAGCAACAGGAAUACGACUUCGGUGCUGGUCACAAACAGCAACAGGAAUACGACUUCGGUGCUGGUCACAAUCAGCAACAGGAAUACGACUUCGGUUCUAGCCAACAUCAGCAGCCACAGCAGUACGUAGGCCACGGCGACGGGAAACAUCCCAAAGUGUCAGUGAUCGAGAAAAAGGUACCGGUGCCGGUACGCGUUGAUGUGGUGAAACCUGUGCGGUACUUGGUACAGGUGCCGGUGGAUCGGCCGCGCGCAGUGCACGUGCCCAAGCCGUACCCGGUCAAAGUGGAGAAGGAUGUGCCGUACCCGGUCAAGGUGUACGAGCCGCAACCGUACCCGGUGCAGAAGGACGUCCCGGUGGCUGUCAAGGUGCCGUACGACCGUCCCGUGCCGGUGCACGUUGACAAGCCGUAUCCCGUGUACAAGGAGAAGAUCGUCCGGUACCCGGUGUACAAGCAGGUGCGUGUGCCCGUCAAAGUUCCAUACGACAGACCGGUGCCCGUGCACGUUCCGGUCGUCAAAAAGGUGCCAUUCCGUGUGGAAAAACCUGUGCCCGUGCCCGUCAAGGUGCCAUUCAUUAGACCUGUGCCGUACAACGUGUACAAAAACGUGCCCGUCCCGUAUGAGAAGCCCGUUCCGUACCCGGUCGAGAAAAAAGUGCCAUAUCCGGUCCGAGUUCCGGUCCAUGUGCCCGUCCACGUUCCCGUCAAGAUCGAAAAACAACAUUAUCAACAUCAACAACAACAACAACAACAACAGCAUCAACUACAUGAGAACCACUACACGCAACAGCAUCAUCCGCAGUCCGAAAAGUUCACCCAACAAGACGCCGUCGUAGAUUUUGGAGGACACCACCACCACCAACAACAACAACAGCAACAACAGCAACAACAACAACAACAGCAUCACUUUGUCCCGGACUUCAACUCGCAGCACAAUCAUCAUUCGUCGUUUUGAUGACUUGUGUCACAAAGUUAGUUUGACCGGGAUAAACAGCUGCUAACCGAUUCGUUUCGAUUCGUUUUUUUAAAUUGUUUGUACCUACCUAAAAAUAAUUAUUAAAUAUUAUGUCGUGUAAAUAAUACUAUAUAUAUAUAUAAUAUAAAACUUAAAUAAAACCAUCGACUUGUGUCCUUGCAGAUAAUUAUCGAUUUA